Molecule: messenger RNA, 1959 nt
Organism: Zootermopsis nevadensis
Lineage: Eukaryota; Metazoa; Arthropoda; Insecta; Blattodea; Termopsidae
Gene: HHEX
Product: Hematopoietically expressed homeobox
Biological process (GO): cell differentiation; regulation of transcription by RNA polymerase II
Cellular component (GO): nucleus
Molecular function (GO): RNA polymerase II cis-regulatory region sequence-specific DNA binding; DNA-binding transcription factor activity, RNA polymerase II-specific
Source: RefSeq, a predicted model, not a curated record
GAGGGGUGAAGGCUUAUCACCAGCAAUUCCUCUGUAUCCAUUUGACACUCCAUAAAGAGGAAAUAAUCUCCAGCCGAUAAGAUCCCACAGUCAAGCAACCCGAAACAACAGAAGCAUCAGGGUUACUGUUAGAGCCAAACUACCAUUGAGUUCGCACGAACAAAGUUUGAUUUUACGAACACACACGCGUUGUCCGUCAGUCUAAUUUUUUAAACCACUACAAUACAUAAAUUAAAACAGUCAAAUGUGUUUAAUUAAGUAAGUGUGACUUUCAAAUAAUUUUUUUUAAAAAAAAAACAUAUUCAUUAGCUUGUCAAACCUCUAGAAAAUAAUCUAUAAGACAUGAAAUUUUAUUACCGAAAAUUACUUGUUAAUCGACGUGUGUCUGGAUAGAACGUUGAAUUAAAGAAAAUCAAGUUAUCAUCACCACUGAUUGUGAUUUAUAGUGUGUGUAUCUGCAGACGCAUAUUCUCGUCGUGUUUCGUGACAUCUGAACUCCGUAUAUAAAUUACUAUGUGCUGUCGACCUAAGACGUCAUUUCUAAUAGACGACAUUCUUCAAGAUACACCUGGCAAGGCUUCAGAAGGUGAGAGCUCUAGAUGGCCAGAAAUACCAUCGACGACGACAUCCUUCUGUCUGAACCAAGGGACGCCACAUCACACUUCAGAUAUGAUUCGGAUGCCAACAUUGUCAGCGACGCGAGGCGUCUAUGUGAGUGACGGAUUUCCUACGGAGGACAGACUUCGUAUUCACGAUUAUCCACGUCAUCACAGCCAACCCCUGAUCGACACGCUUAUGACUGGAGCCCCUUACAGAGGAGGUUUCGGGCGGUGCUGGGCAGUGGUGCCUACCUAUUCGCUAACCGUCCUCACAAGACCUCCGGGCCACAACAAGAGGAAAGGCGGCCAAGUGAGGUUUUCCGCUCAGCAGACCUCAACUUUGGAGAGGAGGUUCAGUCAACACAAAUACCUCAGCCCUGAGGAAAGACGCCAUCUGGCAACUCAGCUGAAGCUCACCGAUCGACAGGUUAAAACAUGGUUCCAGAACCGAAGGGCAAAAUGGAGACGAACAAAUGCAUCAACGUCUAUAACCGACGGAUGCCAGUCAGAUGAUACGACGUCUUGUAACACAUUAACUGAUGAAGACGUCUUCGACAGUUCAUUAUCACCAAUAAAUAUUCCGAGGUGAUCCUUUGUUACAUUUGAUCUGACACUAGUUGUGUGUGAAAUACAGCAAGAAUGGCUUUACAGUGUAAAGGUUGUAUGAAAACAUUUUCCUUCUGGACACAUUGAAAGCCUUAAGUUACCAGCCCUGAUUUUUUUUUUUAAAUAUUCGUGACUGCGCUACAAACGUUAACCAAAAUAAAUCAAGAAUACAAUUCAUUUUCACAACCAAACUGUAUCAUUAUUUCGUAAUCCAUAUUUUAAGCAGGGCGUGACAUGUCAGUUUAUUUACAUUCUCGAUUUCCAUUUUAUCAAGAGUAAUGUGAUUUGGACAGAUUUAAGCUGGCUUAGGGCAAAGUCCAACUUUUCACAAGUUUAAAAUUUUUCUACAAAGAUAUUUAAUUGAAAUACGUGUAUAAUAUAGCCUGCUGACUUACUACCUGAACUAAUUUUUGAAAACCACCUCAGUAUGGCCUACGAUUUAACAAUACGAACUGUGCAGUACAAAAAUUCCGGUUGAAAUCAAUUCGACUACCAGUCCAUUAACGCACUUCAAAAACUUCGCGUUUAGAUUAAACUGUUUGUCCAAGUAAUAUUCCAUUAAAGUAGAAGCUAAGAGUGCGCUAUCAGAAAUAACAUUUGAACGAACUGUUGUCAAACUAGGCAUCGCGUAAUCUCGUACCAGUGAUUAAUGAGGCACAAGAGUGUCCACUUUCAACAAAGCAAUUAUAAUUUUUUUUUAACCAAUUAUAAAAAAAAAAUAUCCAUACUUGAAUAAAUACAAUGUACAACGAGA